UCUGAAAAACACUUCCAAAUUGUCAAGCAACAGCGAAUCACAUCAGUUGGCCUUAAGCACAUCAAUGGACGUGUUGGACGAGAUUAAAAGCAAUUGAUAAGACAAAAGUUAAAUUCUAACAAAGUUCCUAUCUAGAGAAAAAUUCCUUUUUUUAUUGUUUUUGUGCCAAAAGGAUUGGUGGUUUGUGUAACAGUGUAAAAUGCCGGGAGUUGUGUUCAUUGUGUGCAUUCCAACGGCUAAUUACGAAAGAGAUAUAUUAAAUGGUGGAAAUUAUGGCAAUAAUGAAAUAUUGCCACCUCCAAGCAAUAACUUCAACAUUAGUCCCACCAAGCAAAACACCUCAAGCACCGUCAACACAAAUUCACCUGGUUUCUUGAGACUUGAACUGGAGCUACGUGACAAGAAUGCUGCGACACCCAGAUUCCGUGCCAAGGCUCGAAGUCCCCCUAUUCCUGAAAAUGUUAAAGUUCCAAUGGAGAAGGUUCUCGAGGAGCUGCUGAAAAAACUUGAGAUUGAGCAUGUUGUGUGGAACGUUGAUAAGAAAGGCCACUUUCACCAAGUCAUCUUCCCACUCCAAUCUGGUGAUCCAUGUGAAACAACACUGCAUUGUCUCACGGAGCUGGGAAUUGGAAUUAGACUGGAGUCCAAUGUCAGUGUUGUCCCGUGUUCUGUAACUUUUGACUCCACUAAGGACAUCUUCACAGAGGAAGAACUGAGUGAAGAGGAACAGUCGAAAUGGAAUACCUUUGUUGAUUCUAUAAGAUCCAAAUUAACCGUGAAGCAAGUUGUCGAUGGUGUCAGAGCUGGGGGAUCAUUAUCAUUUGAUUACCUCCUGCUAAUUGUAACAGCUGAUUCCUUGGCAGCCCUGGGACUUGUGGAAAAUAAUGCACCCAACAUUACAGCGGCUAUGUUGGUUUCCCCACUCAUGGGACCUGUUAUGUCAAUCACGUUUGGCACAAUUAUUGCCGAUUAUGAGCUCAUGAAAGUUGGUUUCAUAACUCUGGCUGUCGGUAUGUUCAUAUCGCUAUUAUUUGGAUUCAUAUUUGGCCUAAUACUGGGUACAACGGAAAUGCCGUGGGGUUUUGGUGAUUGGCCGACAGAGGAGAUGAAAGGCCGAGGAAAUGCGCGUUCGCUUUGGAUGGGUAUUUUAUGGGCUUUGACAUCCGGUACUGGCGUUGCUGUGGCACUUCUGCAGGGCGCAGUUGGUCCUUUAAUUGGUGUCGCUAUUUCGGCAUCUCUGCUUCCGCCAGUGGUCAAUGGCGGUCUCUUCUGGGCAUUGGCGUGUAUCUGGCUGAUUUACGACGAUGUCAAAAUGCCACACUUGAAGGGUGAACCCUAUACCGGAAACUCCAGCUACGUGCCCAUUUAUACGGACUAUAUACCAACUGAAUUCUUUGUAAAUGGGAUAGUUUCGGUUCUGCUAACCGUCAUAAACGUGAUAUGCAUCUUUAUCACAGCCAUCAUCGUGCUCAAAAUCAAAGAAGUCGCUUCGCCAUAUACCUCCAGUCCUGAUUUGAGACGAUUCUGGGAAACUGAUAUACGUACAGUGAGAAAAACAAAUCGCUCAACAAUUCGGCGUAAAAAUGCCGCUGAAAGAAACCCAACAUACCAGGAGAUGGCAGAGCCAACAAAUAAGAAACUUGGAACUGUUCUGGAACGAGCGCUUAAGGAAGCCGUUGACGAUGACACAUUUAGGAAAGUCAAGAGGAUGAGCUACUCCAGUAAUGCAGCAGACGAGCUUCCGCACAGUCUGGCACUCCCUCCAGGAUCCAGCGCGAGUCCCACUGCGAACAGCGGCAGCAGCAGUAGCGGAAGUGUCGCGGCCAAUGCGAGUGCCUCCAAGACAAUUGCUCAGACAGACCUUGUAGCCCUGGACAAAUUAGUCACGUCACUGCUGGAACGCAGCAGUAGUCCACAGCCUCGAGGAUCCUUCAGGCUCAAUCGCCUUCGUUCCCUUUCGCGCUCCUCGCGCUCUGACUCUGUGAGACGCGCAGGGAAUACAGCAGCGUCAGCUAAUAUCACAAACAUAAACGCGGAUUCACCCUCUGGCUCCAUGCCCACCAUUCCAGAAGGUGGUAAUCGUACUGCCUCGUGGACAGAGAGGAACAUUCCAGGAGUACGGCAUGUUCUCAACACCAUUACCAAUGCUCCGCAUAGAUUUAGUCACGCUUCGAGCGACAGGAAUGAGGAAAACACCAGGCUUACACAGAAUAUCGACUGAUAGGCCCAAGGUUGUGGAAGUUGACUAGAAGUAUGUACACCACAAUACUUCAAAACAAUAACUAGCCUUACCACAAUUUUCAAAAGCAUAGAAAUUUCUAGUACUUUUGAUAAAUAAAAUAACCUAAAUUCCUGAAAUCCAUUAGAUUUCAUACAAAAAAUUAAAUUUUUAGAAGAAUAGAAGCAUAAACGAAAAUACAUCGCAUUUAUGAACAACACCAACGCCACAUAGGGCAAGGCUUUCAAGCUUCGUAACACACUCUGACUUCGAACACUUCAUAUUUUUUCCCCUUAUUAAUGUGUGACUUAACUCUAGCUAAGGACCCAAAUAGAUUCAGGCUGAUCCUCGAGAAUAUUUAGCCCGUAAAAUAUGGCAGUAAAGAUUUAUUUUAAACUGUCGUACACUGAGGAGUUUAAGAUCAUCGACUAGAUGUCCUUUGCAUAAAUUUUCAUCACCUAAUCUUUUAUUGCCGAAUUUUACAGGCUAAAUAUUCUCAAGGUUCAGCCUAAAGCUCGCUUGGUCCCCGUGAUCACAUUACUCCUCAUAGGGACGUGUUUGUUGGUUGCGAUUUACCGUCCUUCGGCUAGGGUUCAGGGAUAUUUGGUGCCUAGGGCGAAGCAAGAUCUUUUUUACCGCACUCUUUUUGUAAAAGGAGAUAUAAUUCCCUUCCCCGUGAGGCACGUAGCUCUCAACGGGCGAUUCAGAAACAUUUCCAAACUGGGCCUAACUGAUUAGUUUAUAUAUUAGGUGAGAUUCUUAACAAUCUCACCUACUAUAAUCCUAACAAAAUUUCAUGUCGUCCGAUCGACCUCAAAUUUGGCCAAAAUGUGUUUCAGCACUUCCUGAUCACGAAUAUAUAUGUGGCUAAUUUACGUUCCCGGCCGGCCGGCCGGCCGGCCGGCCGCUCUUUGGAGCUUAAUAGCUCCUAAACUAAAAAAGAUAUCGACUUGCGGUUUUCGGCAAAGGUUAUAUAUCGGGUGAAAAUUGCAACUUGGUGCAUAGACCCCCCACCCCCCACCCCUCCUUCUGCCAUUUUGAAGACCCCCCUUUUUUUGUUUUCUCAAUAGCUCCGCCCCUAUGGCAUCGAGCGGGCUCAAAUUUUAGUAUGUUAUAGCUGAGCCUUAGAGCUUUCCAUCAAUACCAAACUUAAGGUCCCCCGACCCCCCUGACCCGAGCUAUAAGGGUCCAAAAAAAAUUUCUUAAAAUGGCCAUAACUCCGGUUCUAAUUGUCAGAAUUUAAAAAGUGAGGGCUUUUUGGAAAGCUCUCGUGAAAUGCCACUUCCCCUUCUAACAUCGCAAGUUCAUAAAACCACCGCUAGGGGCGCUUUUUUUAAAAAGAAAAUUUUUAAAUCUUAAAAGUUAAAUAACUCAAAAAUUCCAUUGUGCAUCGGGCUGAAAAUUUAGUAUGUUGUAGCCGUUGAUUAUACCUAUCAAACAAAAAAAACCUUAAGUCGAUCCAUAACCCCUGACCCGAGCUAUAAGGGGUCAAAGUUCGAACAUUGACCGGCCUCUAUCUCCGGUUCUAAUUAACAUAGCGACCUAAAUUUUACCUUUUUGGUUUCGUCUCGAUGAGCACUUUCAGAUGGAAGUUCAAAAAGUCACCACAGGUGGCGCUGUGAUAGCGUCAAAAUUCAUCGAAAUUCAAAGUCACUUUUCUCAAAAACGGCAUUGUGCAAGUUAAUGAAAUUUUAGUAUGUUGUAGUCCAGUCUACAACUUUCUAGAAUGUUUGAACUUCGUGGAACCAACACCAGGGGCGCCACAGUCGAAAAACCAAUUUCAAUAUCACAUAACCUCAAUUAUCUCGACUGUCGCUGAACCGAUUUUGAUGAUUACUUCGACAUAAUUGUAGAGCACAUUUGUCUCUACAUUUCGUCCAUACAUCAUUUUCCGCUCAGACUACGCUAUCACUCCGAUUUUGCCGUUUAAGUGUGAAAAAAUUGAUUUUUCCCAUAAUAACGCUUUGAAAUCACUCAGAUGCCAAUUUGACUGCCUCUACUCCACCAAGACACUUAAAAUAGGGGUUUAAAUGGAAAGUCCCGCAAAAUACAACAAUUCUUUGAUUUAGUUGAAGUUCAACAAAUGAACACUUGGGGCACUCUGGAUGAAAAAACGAGUUAAGAAACAAAAAACCUCGCUUAUCUUGGCUUCUGAGUAAUCGAUGAGUUCAAGUUCUACGGCAAAAUUAUAGAGAACAUUCUGGUCUACAUUUCACCCAUAUAACACUUUUCUGUCAGUUCAUCCAAAUCCUUGACAUUUUGGUUCAAAUACAAAACUUGUAUAAUUUCACGAAUUUGGUUCAAGAUAACUGAAUGGCGUCUCCCUACUUCAGCAUCAAAUCGAAUUUGCAUGCACUCCGAGUUAGCUCACGUUAAGAAUCUCACCUACAUAAGCCGGUUAGGAUUAUCUGUCCCUUUUUUUCUUUUGCUUUCUUUUCUCUCUUUUUCAUAUUAUUUAUUAUUUUCUUUCCUUUUUUCCUUUUUUCUGUGUUUUUUCCUUUUUCUUUUUAAAUUCUUUUUUCUUGCCACACGAUUAUAAGAGGGUUGUACCCUAUUUGUUGUGGAUUUUUGAAAAAAAAUUAAACUUAAAAUUAAAUCUAUUUGGGCCCUAAGGAAAAAAGAUCAAGUGUUCGAAGCCAAAAUGUGUGCGAAGCUUGAAAGCCUUCCCCUAAUAAGAGCAAUACAGUUAAUUUAUUAAGGAUUAAUUAUAAUAUUGUAAGUCAAUAAAUGAUUUUCAAAAGAUA
Molecule: messenger RNA, 4962 nt
Organism: Phlebotomus papatasi
Lineage: Eukaryota; Metazoa; Arthropoda; Insecta; Diptera; Psychodidae
Exons: 12
Coding region: 200-2221 (673 amino acids)
Source: RefSeq, a predicted model, not a curated record